Messenger RNA from Spizellomyces punctatus DAOM BR117, 1279 nucleotides. RefSeq lists its product as uncharacterized. The transcript has 6 exons. NCBI's taxonomy places the organism in Eukaryota, Fungi, Chytridiomycota, Chytridiomycetes, Spizellomycetales, Spizellomycetaceae. The record is from RefSeq and is a predicted model, not a curated record. The coding region runs from base 1 to 1158 and encodes 385 amino acids. Gene Ontology annotation, cellular component: mitochondrial inner membrane. Gene Ontology annotation, biological process: intracellular monoatomic cation homeostasis. Gene Ontology annotation, molecular function: ribosome binding.
AUGACCAAAGUUCAGGCAAGCUCUUCCUACUCAUUUACAGUUGAACCUCCAAUGGCUCUGUUGAUCAACGGGCUUCGGUGCCGGCCACUGUACCGGAGGCGAGGCUUGAGGAGCUUGCUGACACAUGCACCAUCUAAGCACGCCCUCAAUCCAGCAAAAGACCACAUCACAAAAGCCUUGGAAGAAGCCCAGCCCCCUCCAAAUUUGUUAUCUUACCCCAAGCGAUGGUUUGCCAAAACUUUUACGGAGCCCACUAUGGUCCUAUUAUCGGGUUUAGGACUGCUAUACAACGGAAGUAUGCAGUCGCUGCAGCUUUGGGUUGACUAUCACCAGAAGGGGAAGCCUGUAAGAACGCGAAGCGAAAUACGCCAUGUACAGAGGAAUAAGCGAGAUCUAGCAAGAGUCUUCCCUGCGACCAUUUUUCUGGCCUUGCCAUUUGCCAUCCCUAUGUUACCUUUCGUAUUCCGCAAAGCGCCAUCGUUCCUCCCCAGUGUCUUUAUAACAGACGAGAUUCUGGCCAAGAAGAUGCAUGUGACUCAAACUAAACGUGCGGAACUCGCACCAAUCCUGUUGGCCUCAUUAGGUCAGGCAUUGGAGGCGCGAGCAAGCCGAGGGAACGCAAAGAAUUCAUCAGUAACGCAAGCGUUGGAACGAAGAUGGAAAAACAUGUUCAACAACAAUAGUCGCCCAUCGGAAGGAGAUCUAAUUGCGUUGCAACCUGUGAUACGUGACAACGUGAAUAUUCUCGAUCUGUCCAGCAGCCAGCUUCGCGUAAUGGGACAGUUUGUGGGCCUCGCAUUACCGUGGAUAGCAUCGCAGUCGAGGCUAUAUGGUUGGGUGGAUUGGAUUCUGAAGGACGAUGAGCUGUUGCGCCAACAAGGAGUUCAAGCUCUGACUGAAUACGAGUUGUUGGAAGCCCUGGAGGAACGAGGGUUUAUUAACAUCAGCGGCCAGAAAACCGGGCGACUAAGGACGAUGUUGGCAGAGCACUUGAGAUUUACCAAAACCGCUAGCGACGUGAUCUCUAGACGAAGCCGUGCUGCGUCGUCGCGAAACGAGCCUCAAUUAACCACCACUGGUCUCCCCUUGGAGGAGAUCGCAUCGAUGACUACUCUGAUUCUGACGGCUCGGGCCUUGGGUGUGCAUGAACGGUCGUAAGAAAAAUUGGCAACUUAUUUAUAGAUGGGCAAUAUUCAUUGUGUUUAUAUAUUAUUGUGUGCAAAUAAACGAUCGCACAAGUCUGAAAAUUCAUUGAGACAAUAACGACAAUAACAAUGGA